AUGAGUAUCUCCGGCCCUCAAGACAUUCCCCAGGAAUACAUAAACAACGAGAAUCCUUUUGCAUACAUGAAGGAAUACUUUGAAAAUCCAUUUUUGGAUCCAGAGAUCAAGCUUCGCCUCAAUGCUUUGCAGCAGAUGCAGCCUCGGUUUGUUCCUCUUGGAAUCAACGGUUCAGUACUCAAGGCAGAGCAGGCAGCCAAAACUAAAGCCAUAGUCGAGUCCCAGAUAGAGAGAUUACUCCAAGAAGGAAUGAGUCUAAUAAACAGCACCGAUCCAGAAAGAGAGGCUGUUUUGAAGAGCAAUGCCAACGACCCAAGAAUCCUUGAUAUCUUGAUUAGCAUAGGUAGGCUGAAGCUCUUGAGUAAUCAGGAGAAGCUUAGAGAAAAGGUUUAUUGUGCUUUGAAGAGCACGAUCCCAUCCGAUGUGGUGGAGUCCGUUGACUAUUCCUCUCCUUUGAAAGAAGACUACCUCUUGGGUGCAAUGGAGUAUGGGGAACUGGAGGAGAAGUCCAAUAAGACAGAGCCGUUGCCAUCCCCAAACUAUUAA
This is a messenger RNA of Encephalitozoon intestinalis ATCC 50506, 546 nucleotides long. RefSeq lists its product as uncharacterized. The transcript has a single exon. Bases 1 to 546 code for a protein of 181 amino acids. Lineage: Eukaryota; Fungi; Microsporidia; Unikaryonidae. The record is from RefSeq and is a predicted model, not a curated record.